Molecule: messenger RNA, 1913 nt
Organism: Erythranthe guttata (spotted monkey flower)
Lineage: Eukaryota; Viridiplantae; Streptophyta; Magnoliopsida; Lamiales; Phrymaceae
Gene: HSFA1D
Product: heat shock transcription factor A1D
Biological process (GO): cellular response to heat; regulation of transcription by RNA polymerase II
Cellular component (GO): nucleus
Molecular function (GO): DNA-binding transcription factor activity; RNA polymerase II cis-regulatory region sequence-specific DNA binding
Source: RefSeq, a predicted model, not a curated record
CCAUCUCCCUUCCUCGUGUAUUUUGACCGUACAACCCACUCACUCUCCCUUUCCACUAUUUUUCCCUUUUAUCUCACAAAACAAAAAAAAUCCCCAAUUCUAUCUCCCGAUUCUAACUAGGGUUUUCUUUCCCCCCCCUUUUUUCACAUAAAACCUAACCCAUCGGAAAAUUGUUUAAUUUCUUCAAUUUGAUUCAAUAAAACCUUUCUGUAAUCUAUUUUUUUUUCCCUUUUCCUUUUAAUGUAGUAUUAAAUUAUGGAGUCGGGUUCUACUUCUUCUAGUGUUACCAACGGCGGAGGUGAUGGUGGAGGGGCAGCUCCACCUCCGGCGCCGAUGCCGGCGGCGAACGCUCCGCCGCCGUUCCUGGUGAAGACGUACGACAUGGUGGAUGACCCGAGCACGGACAAGAUAGUGUCGUGGAGCGCCACCAACAACAGCUUCAUCGUCUGGGAUUCCGCGGAGUUCGCCAAGGAUUUGCUGCCUAAGUACUUCAAGCACAACAAUUUCUCCAGCUUCGUUCGUCAACUGAAUACCUACGGUUUCAGAAAGGUCGACCCGGACCGCUGGGAGUUUGCAAACGAGGGUUUCUUAAGAGGACAGAAACAUCUGCUCAAAGGCAUCAGUCGCCGUAAACCUGCACACGGACACCCUCAGCACCAGCAGCAACCACCAAACAUUCAGACUUCUGCAGUAGGACCAUGUGUCGAGGUCGGCAAAUUUGGGCUCGAAGAGGAAGUCGAGAGGCUGAAAAGGGACAAGAAUGUCCUAAUGCAGGAGCUUGUCCGAUUGAGGCAGCAACAACAAGCCACCGACGGUCAGCUCCAGACAAUGGUCCACCGUCUACAGGGCAUGGAGCAGCGCCAGCAGCAAAUGAUGUCGUUUUUGGCCAAGGCAAUGAACAGUCCUGGUUUUCUCGCACAGUUCAUGCAGCAACCGAACGAUAAUAACAGCGGCCGACGCAUAUCGGAAGGUAGCAAAAAACGGAGACUUAAGCAGGACGACGGUGUUUCUGAAGAUGUGGGUCCCACCACCGACGGUCAGAUUGUGAAAUACCAACCUAUGAUUAACGAGGCUGCGAAAGCAAUGCUGAGGCAGAUUAUGAAACUAGAUUCUACUUCGUCUUCUUCGCCUUCUCCUGGACUAGAAAACUUUGGAAAUGGUUCUGAUGGUUUCUUGAUUGGUGACGGUUCAUUAGAUUGCAGCACUGCUUCGACUGUGACUCUUCAAGAAGUACCGUUAUUUAUGCCGUCGUGUUCGGAUAAUCAAGCGCCGCCCAUUGGAGGAGCAGUUGCUCCAGGGACCAUUCCACCACCACCGCCACCACUGCCGCCUGAUAGUGAUAUAAUACCGGAACUCUCUCAAAUCAAUCUUGACAUGGUGGGAAAUUCCGAAACGCAAAACGGGAUUUUCUUGGACGGUGAAAUUCCGUUUGAAAUAGGUGGGUUUAGUCCAGAUAGGGAUAUGGAAUGGGAUAGCAGUAACUUGUUGGAGGGGCUACCUGAAGUUGUUGACCCAUUUUGGGAGAAGAUAUUAGGAGAGGCUGAGAUGGAUUCGGUACUAACAGAUGAUAUUUUUGUUGAUGCUCCUGAGAAGGGAGAAGACGCCAAGGCGUCGGAGAAUGAGUUUGACAAAUCAUCUGAGCGUGUGGCGGAGCUGACUCAGCAGUUGGGGCUUCUCUCUUCAGAUGCCGAUAAAUUAUAGUUUGUCUUAAACUCGUGUACGUACGUACGUAGCUUUUGAAAAAAAAGGGUUAAUAUCGCUUUGGUCUGAAAUGUGUUGUAUUCUUUGCACAUAUGGAGAGUGUAUCGUCUCAACUUUUUUGAUGAACGUUAUAUUGUGUCUUUUUGUUGCGUCCCUCCAGAGUUCUCUAAUCUGAUAUACUUGUAGUUCGAUUGUCUUGUUGUUUUUGCCUU